Messenger RNA from Mizuhopecten yessoensis (Yesso scallop), 2306 nucleotides. RefSeq names its product neuroglobin-like. Gene Ontology annotation, molecular function: oxygen binding; heme binding. The record is from RefSeq and is a predicted model, not a curated record. Bases 43 to 555 code for a protein of 170 amino acids. NCBI's taxonomy places the organism in Eukaryota, Metazoa, Mollusca, Bivalvia, Pectinida, Pectinidae. The transcript has 3 exons.
AGACGAGUCAAGUUUGGGUCAAAGUUGACAAAAGAAGGCAUUAUGGGAUGUAGCACCAGCACAACAAACAUGGAGGGGACGAAGACUCCACUGUCAUCUGGCGACAAAAUACUCAUCAAGCAAUCCUGGAGUCAGUUCACCAGCACAGGCAGCUUGGCAGAUGUAGGAGUACCAAUGUUUGCCAAAUUGUUUGCAGACUACCCAGAUGUGAAGACCUUAUUCUCGUUUAUGAGAGAGGGAGGUGGAUCACUGGAGAGUGAGGCUGUGAGGAACCAUGCCGAAGGGGUGAUGGGCGUGGUGGGUACGGCUGUGGAAUCUAUCGACAAUCUGGAAGGUCUUGUGCCGACUGUGAGGAGUUUAGGGGCAAAGCACUACACGUACGGGGCCCAGACAGCACAUUUAGGGCCUGUUGGCGAGUGUCUGCUGUACGCCAUGGAGAAGAAAUUGAAGGAAAAGUUUACAAACGAAACAAAGUUGGCCUGGUUGAAACUGUAUGACGUCAUAAGUGUGGCCUUCCAGGACGGUCUGGAGGAGGAGGGGCGUAAACAGGGCUGAAUGAAGAAGAGUAUUUAUAUAUAUAUUUAUAUUAACUUAACCUUAGUAUCGUUGGUGACCAGAUUGUGUCACAUCAAAAUGCACACUAAAGUCAACAACGUCUGUGAGUUCGUGUGGAUGUGUUGUGUCAUCGCCAGGUAGUAGAAUGUUCUGUUUGUGAUACUUCGGUGAACAUCGUAUUAGUAUCUCAUAGUCAAUGGCGUGUCAAUGCCGGUUGGUAAAACUUUCUGUCUGAUACAGGUUGUGUACCCUUAGUGAGCAUCGUGCCAGUAUCAUUUAUUCAGUGGUGUGUCGGUGUGGGGUGGAACCAUCGGUCUGUGGUACAAACUUCGGUAAACUUCGUAUAUGAUAUAGCUUUUUUUUUCUUUAUCGAAAAUGGAGUGCCUCGAGUGAAAUACACAUAAUAAAUAUACAGUCACUAUAACAGGAUCGUUUAUGUUAUCAACUUGUUUAAUUGAUACAUUUAUGUUCAGAUACGUGUUAUAAACCUACUAACAACAGAUGAGAGAAUGUCAUACAUAUGGAUGACACGUUAUGUACCUACAGAUACAUUGAUGCGUUACUGUGUAUGUUGGGGUACAUGACGAAUUGUUGUCAAUGCAACACCUUGCGUCAGUCGAAUGUCAUACCCAGUUUUAGUCAUAUGACAUAUCCUGUAUCGGUCACAUGUCAUAUCCUGUACCAGUCAUAUGUCACAUCCUGUAUCAGUCAUAUGUCACAUCCUGUAUCAGACAUAUGUCACACCCUGUAUCAGUCAUAUGUCACAACCUGUGUCAGUCAUAUGUCACACCCUGUAUCAAUCAUGUCACACCCUGUAUCAGUCAUAUGUCACACCCUGUAUCAGUCAUAUAUCACAACCUGUGUCAGUCAUAUGUCACAUCCUGUAUCAGUCAUAUGUCACACCCUGUGUCAGUCAUAUGUCACACCCUGUAUCAGUCAUAUGUCACACCCUGUAUCAGUCAUAUGUCACAACCUGUGUCAGUCAUAUGUCACAUUCUGUAUCAGUCAUAUGUCACACCCUGUAUCAGUCAUAUGUCACACUCUGUAUCAGUCAUAUGUCACGCCCUGUAUAAGUAAUAUGACAUAUCCUGUAUCGGUCACAUGUCAUAUCAUGUACCAGUCAUAUGUCACAUUCUGUAUCAGUCAUAUGUCACACCCUGUAUCAGUCAUAUGUCACAACCUUUAUCAGUCAUAUGUCACGCCCUGUAUCAGUGAUAUGUCACAUCCCUUAUCAGUCAUAUAUCACACCCUGUAUCAGUCAUAUGUCACACUCUGUAUCAGUCAUAUGUCACGCCCUAUAUCAGUCAUAUGACAUAUCCUGUAUCGGUCACAUGUCAUAUCAUGUACCAGUCAUAUGUCACAUUCUGUAUCAGUCAUAUGUCACUGCCGGUAUCAGUCAUAUGUCACACCCUGUAUCAGUCAUAUGUCACGCCCUGUAUCAGUCAUAUGUCACAUUCUGUAUCAGUCAUAUGUCUCGCCCUGUAUCAGUCAUAUGUCACACCCUGUAUCAGUCAUAUGUCACACCCUGUAUCAGUCAUAUGUCACAACCUGUAUCAGUCAUAUGUCACACCCUGUAUCCGUCAUAUGUCACACCCUGUAUCAGUGACAUGUUACGCCAUGUAUCAGUAAUAUGUCACACCCUGUAUCAGUCAUAUGUCACACUCUGUAUCAGUCAUAUGUCACGCCCUAUAUCAGUCAUAUGACAUAUCCUGUAUCGGUCACAUGUCAUAUCAUGUACCAGUCAUAUGUCA